AUGGGUGCCAAUAAAAGUGAUAGGAAUAGAGGACCAUUAUUGUCCUCACCACCGUCCUAUAAUGACGUCGAAAUCCCCAAAAAACGAUCGUACAACUUCUUACAACGCAACCACACCACUAAACAUCACGAACAACCAAAUUUUGUCUACCUUCAAGCUGAAUUUCUGCGUCUAACUGUUGAUUUAGUACACAAAUUCAACUUCAAUGAUGAACUCAAAGAAUAUCUCUAUUUGCUGGAUAGGGGAGAAACUAUACGCUUGACGGAUAUUAGCAAUCCAAACAUUCGUAAAAAGAUGCGGCACUUAUUGCGUGCUUUGUAUGUAGAAGAAAAGAACGGAUACUAUACAAAACCUUCCGAUUGCGACAUAUCCUUGAGACACUUGUUGGACGAGUUUGGAGAGUACAUUGAGGAUAAAUGUAGAAACUUGCCUAAGCCCAAGGAACGGAAUAAAUACACUGUGAAAGACACUAAAAAUGACCAGACUGUGCCAGAGAGUACUCUGAAUGGCGGAAACGAUGAUCCUAUUAUUACGGCCACAACUGGCGCGGCGGACGACGAAGGGACAGACAUUAAAACUUCCCUAAAGAGCCUGAGAGAAUUACACGAAGAGGGAUUCUAUGUUGAUUAUAAGGAGAUGCAAAAGGAGUUUAUCAAGAAACACAAAGCAAUUGAUCUUUGGGGAUUGUCAGCUGAGGAACAACUUUUGGCCAUGAACGACCAGGCACAACAUGCUCAUGCCAUUUAUGGCGAAGAUGAAGGCUAUGUUAUUGGCAGUGCAGUUAAGAGCAUCCUAGGGGACACAAUUAGGCAGGUGAAUAACAAGGAAUACAAGGAGUUGAUUGGGCGGGGAAAUGAGCUUAGACAGAAUUUUUCUUGA
Messenger RNA from Babesia microti strain RI, 879 nucleotides. RefSeq lists its product as hypothetical. The record is from RefSeq and is a predicted model, not a curated record. The coding region runs from base 1 to 879 and encodes 292 amino acids. Lineage: Eukaryota; Apicomplexa; Aconoidasida; Piroplasmida; Babesiidae. The transcript has a single exon.